Messenger RNA from Rhodamnia argentea, 613 nucleotides. RefSeq lists its product as uncharacterized. Gene Ontology annotation, biological process: regulation of DNA-templated transcription; endosperm development. Gene Ontology annotation, molecular function: protein dimerization activity; DNA-binding transcription factor activity. NCBI's taxonomy places the organism in Eukaryota, Viridiplantae, Streptophyta, Magnoliopsida, Myrtales, Myrtaceae. The record is from RefSeq and is a predicted model, not a curated record. The transcript is spliced from 2 exons. Bases 56 to 613 code for a protein of 185 amino acids.
GAAGACAAGACUUCGUUUGACCCAGAGCGGCACAGAAGUCCUAAGGGAGUUCUCCAUGGAAGGCCGUGGCAAGACCGCCAUUGUCGAGGACGGAUCGAGCGUGAGAAAGCAGGGGAGGCCGGAGAAUGACGACCGAGGGAGACUCGAGGGCUCGAAGAUAGACAAGCUCAAGAGAGAGAAUAUCGCCGAGUUGUACUCGAAGCUCCGGUCUAUGGUGCCCGGCGUAUGUCCCAAGGCUCCAAUGGCAGAAACUUUGCAAGAAGCAGUUCUUUACAUCAGGUCCCUUGAAGAAGAGAUGGCGAGGUUGGAGAAGCUGAAGAUGUCAUCGGGCCAAUUAACAACCACCAGCACGUCGAUCAGCGUCCAUUCUUCCAACAGCAAUCUUGCUUGCUUCGCGAUCACAUCGCCCAUCCGACGAAAUUUGGUGACCGACGUGAUCAAUGUCUUUGACGAACAUCGAGCCGAAAUUAUUACCUCUCACAUCGUGGCCCACGAAGGGAGGAUGAGGAUGACAGUGACGGCGGCAGUGAAUGACGUAGACGACCGCGCUGUCGAGAAGAUUAAGCAGGACAUUCUCACGGUAGAAAGCAAAAGAAGGGUCUCAAUUUCAUAA